Messenger RNA from Cynara cardunculus var. scolymus (artichoke), 534 nucleotides. RefSeq lists its product as uncharacterized. The transcript has a single exon. NCBI's taxonomy places the organism in Eukaryota, Viridiplantae, Streptophyta, Magnoliopsida, Asterales, Asteraceae. The coding region runs from base 1 to 534 and encodes 177 amino acids. The record is from RefSeq and is a predicted model, not a curated record.
AUGAAACCCGGAGCUACGGCUCUCGACCUGUGGAAAAGUCUCCAAGACAUUUUCCUCAAUAACAAAACCACCAGAGCCGUGUAUCUCGAAGAGCAGUUCAACAACACCCGCCUAGCUUCCUUCUCCAACGUCACAGAAUACUGUGCCCGUCUGAAAAACCUGGUCGAUCAGCUUGAUAAUGUGGGCAACCCGGUUUCCGAAACGAAGAUGGUUCUCCAACUCAUAUYCGGCCUAACCAAAGGUGAAUACGACACCGUUGCCACCUUCAUCCAACAAACUGAACCCCUUCCCAGUUUCAACCGAGCCAAAUCCUCCCUCCUCCUUGAAGAGGCACGUCGGAACAAACCCGAUCCCACCACGCCACAGGCGCUCGUCACUCAACGGGCCGAUUACAACCAGGCAGAACACCUACCGUCAUCCCAUAACCACAGCAGCAGCCGUGGUCAGUCCCGAGGAAGCCAACGUGGUCGCGACGGACACCGUGGCAACAAGUGGUCAUUAUACUUCUGCUCAAGUGCCAUGGCAGUGGCCUAA